This is a messenger RNA of Asparagus officinalis (garden asparagus), 1281 nucleotides long. RefSeq names its product aspartic proteinase-like protein 2. Gene Ontology annotation, biological process: proteolysis. The transcript has 9 exons. The record is from RefSeq and is a predicted model, not a curated record. Bases 91 to 1191 code for a protein of 366 amino acids. Gene Ontology annotation, molecular function: aspartic-type endopeptidase activity. Lineage: Eukaryota; Viridiplantae; Streptophyta; Magnoliopsida; Asparagales; Asparagaceae.
UGCAGGUGGACACCGGGAGCGAUCUUUUGUGGGUGAAUUGCAUUACUUGCACGAAUUGCCCAAAAAAGAGCAACCUUGGGUUUGCUUUGAAUGAAGAUAGAAUUGACCCUGUAUGAUCCGAGAAGUUCGUCCAGCGGUAGCUCCGUGGCAUGUGAUGAUAGCUUCUGCCAAGCUACGUAUAGCGGGAGCCCCGAUUGCAUUGAUAAUGUGCCGUGUUCGUAUAAAGUGAUGUACGGUGAUGGGAGCUCGAGUGGUGGGGUUUACGUGACUGAUGUUGUGACUUAUAAUCAGGUUUCGGGUAAUCAUCAUACCACACCUGCAAAUGCAAGCAUCACAUUUGGGUGUGGUGCACAGCAGUCGGGGGAUCUCGGUUCUUCAAGUGAAGCACUAGAUGGGAUACUUGGGUUUGGUCAGGCCAAUUCAUCCAUGCUUUCGCAGCUGGCUUCCUCUGGAAAAGUGAGGAAGGAAUUUGCUCACUGCUUAGAUACUGAAAAUGGAGGUGGAAUUUUUGCUAUUGGGCAUGUGGAGCAACCAAAAGUGCAAAUGACACCGCUAGUACCUGAUCAGCCACAUUACAAUGUUAAUAUGAAGUCGAUUGAUGUUGCUGGCGAGUUUCUAGAGCUACCAACUGAUAUAUUUGAAAAUGGAGAAAACAGAGGGACUAUAAUUGAUAGCGGCACAACCUUGGCUUAUCUUCCUGAAGUGGCAUACAAGCCAAUAUUGAAUGCGGUCUUCUCCAAACAUCAAAAUUUGGACUUCUUCACCAUACAGGACUUUAAAUGUUUCAAAUAUUCUGGAAGUGUUGAUGAUGAUUUUCCAAUUGUCACUCUCCAUUUUGAGAAGUCUCUUUCAUUAAAAGUCCAACCCCAUGACUAUUUCUUUGAGAACGAGGAUGAUGUCUGGUGUGUUGGGUGGCAAAAUGGUGGUGUGCAGUCCAGUGAUGGGAAAAACCGGAUCCUUUUGGGGGAUUUGGCCUUAUCAGAUAAGUUAGUUGUUUAUGAUCUGGUGAAUCAGGCUAUAGGAUGGACUGAAUAUAACUGCUCCUCAAGCAUCAAAAUUAAAGAUGACAAGACUGGAGCAGUGUACAGUGUUGAUGCGCACAGUCUUUCCUCUGGAAUCAGAUUAGAGAUUAGUAGGUUUUUCAUAAUAUUGUUGCUACUAAUAUCCAUGAUAUGUUGUUUAAUUCAUUGAAAAAUAUCAGUAAAUGAUUUUCUGUAAAAUGACUAUUUUUCAAAUUUGCUUCAUUCAUUUUUCUUUCAAAGGAGGGUGUAUUUUUAUGUU